AUGGCGGGUGCCACUUUUAUUCCAAACAGCAGCUGUUUAAACUUGUACAAUCCAUGGUUCAUGUUGAUUACAAAGAAGCUGAAAAGAACAUCAAAAGUGACAUAUAGCAGCGAAAGUGAAGAAGAUUUGAGUGUAUCAUACAAGUCAAACAAAACAGGUAAACGUGAUGGCCCAAAUGAUAUGGGAGCAACAGCUACAACAGAAAUUGAUACUGAAGAAAAUAAGGAUGCCCAAUCAAUAUUUGAAAGAUCACUGAUUGUGAACAAAGAAUUAAAAGGUAAAGAAGAUGACAAGCUCUAUCGUGGGAUAAAUAACUAUGCUCAGUAUUAUGAGAAAAAGGAUACUGCUCAGGGUAAUGCAUCAAGUGGAAACGUGAGGAAAGGUCCAAUCAGAGCACCUGCCAAUCUUCGUGCUACAGUUCGGUGGGAUUAUCAGCCUGAUAUCUGUAAAGAUUACAAAGAAACUGGCUUUUGUGGUUUUGGAGAUAGUUGUAAAUUUCUUCAUGACCGUGGGGAUUAUAAGCAUGGCUGGCAGUUGGAAAGAGAAAUGGAUAAAGGUACUUAUGGAGAAGGUGAAAACUAUGAAAUCAGCAGUGAUGAAGAUGAUUUACCUUUCAAGUGUUUUAUUUGCCGGAAAUCAUUUGUAAAUCCAGUUGUUACAAAAUGUAAACACUAUUUUUGUGAGAAAUGUGCAUUAACACGUUACAAGAAAUCCCAACGUUGUUUUGUAUGCAAUGAACAGACAAAUGGUGUGUUUAAUCCUGCAAAAGUUUCAAGCAUUGGACUGUGGAUACGCUAG
This is a messenger RNA of Octopus sinensis (East Asian common octopus), 798 nucleotides long. Its product is annotated as E3 ubiquitin-protein ligase RNF113A. Lineage: Eukaryota; Metazoa; Mollusca; Cephalopoda; Octopoda; Octopodidae. Gene Ontology annotation, biological process: snoRNA splicing. The coding region runs from base 1 to 798 and encodes 265 amino acids. Gene Ontology annotation, cellular component: U2-type spliceosomal complex. Gene Ontology annotation, molecular function: metal ion binding. The record is from RefSeq and is a predicted model, not a curated record. The transcript is spliced from 9 exons.